Messenger RNA from Kalmanozyma brasiliensis GHG001, 2181 nucleotides. RefSeq names its product NLI interacting factor. Gene Ontology annotation, molecular function: RNA polymerase II CTD heptapeptide repeat phosphatase activity. NCBI's taxonomy places the organism in Eukaryota, Fungi, Basidiomycota, Ustilaginomycetes, Ustilaginales. The record is from RefSeq and is a predicted model, not a curated record. The transcript has a single exon. The coding region runs from base 1 to 2181 and encodes 726 amino acids. Gene Ontology annotation, cellular component: nucleus.
AUGUCGCAAGCACAGGAAGACUGCAAGCACCCCGUGCAGCUGUUCGGCAUGUGUGCGGUCUGCGGUGCACCCGUCGACGCCGAUUCAGAAAAAUCCGCCUCGCUCUCGGUCAUGCACUCCAGCGCCGCUGUCAAAGUAUCCGCCGAGGAAGCGCAGCGUCUCGAUUCGGAAACCACCAACCAUCUGCUCUCGCAGCGCAAGCUCGCCCUCAUUGUUGAUCUCGACCAGACGGUCAUCCACGCGACCGUCGACCCCACCGUCGGCGAGUGGAUGCGGGACGAGUCCAAUCCGAAUUACGAAGCGCUCAAGUCCGUCGGCAAGUUCCGUCUGGGCAUAGAUGGGGAAGAGAUCAAGGACGAGGACUCUUCCGCCCCCCAAGACGCCGCUGCAGCACUCCGCGCCUCGCGUGCCUGCUGGUACUACGUCAAACCGCGCCCUGGUGUUCCCGAGAUCCUCCACAAGCUAUCGACCAAGUACGAGCUGCACGUCUACACCAUGGGCACCCGCAGCUACGCCAACUGCGUCUGCAAGCUCAUCGACCCCGACGCGUCGAUCUUUGGCAACCGCAUCCUGUCGAGGGACGAAAACGGCAGCUUAGUGCGAAAGAGUCUGAGCAGGCUGUUUCCGGUGGAUCACAGCAUGGUGGUGAUCAUCGAUGAUCGGGAGGAUGUAUGGAGUAGGAGUCCGAACCUGCUGCCGGUGCUGCCGUACGAAUUCUUUGUGGGUAUUGGGGAUAUCAAUGCGACGUUCUUGCCGACGUUGCCAGCGGUGCCGGGACCGACGGCGGAUGCGGUCGCCAGUACUUCAGCGGUCAAGCUCGACACGCCAAGCCUCGCCUCGACGCCUGGAUCGGAAAGCGGGAGCAACGGCAGCACACCACCGAGCUCGCCGGACGUGGUCGAAGAAGCCGUGCAGAAGGCCGAAAGUGAGGGCCGCACGGAGGAGGAGCUGGCAGCGAUCCGCGAAGCAGCCAAGCACCUCGCAGCCCAGUCCGAGCAGCUGCAGACCAAGCUGGCCGAGCAGCGCGAGGCGAGACCGUUGGCCAAGAUGCAGGAGGCGCUGGAUGUCAAGUUGGGUAAGCACAGUAAUGGUGCGUCGCGGUCGGGCACUGCCACGCCCAAUGGCAACGGCGACAGCCCCACCACACCAACUGUAGUGGAAGAGGACGGCACCACGGCGGAGAUUGGCAGCACAACACCAACAACAGAGGUACCAGUGCAAGCCGAAAGCUCGGCAUCAACAAGCACCCUCCCCACACUUCCACCGCCACCACCACCACCGCCACCCCGAUCGCACGCCGUCCUCGUCGACGAUGAUACCGAGCUCGAUCGUGUCUUUUCCAUCCUCGACUCUCUCCACACCGAAUGGUACGCUGCGUACGACGCCCGCUCACCCUCAUCACCUACAAAACCCUCGGUCGUCUCCCUCAUCAACGAGCGCAAAUCCCGCAUCCUCGCCGGGUGCACCAUCGUCUUCUCGUCCCUGAUCCCCUUCGGCGCGGACCCAUCCAAGUCGGACCUGUGGGCGAUAGCGCGAGAGUUCGGUGCGACGCCAGAGGCGGAAAUCGAGCCGGGUCGAACCACACACGUGGUCGCCGCUCAGCCAGGGACGAAGAAGGUGCACCAGGCGAUGCGACUACGGGAACGCGGGUUGGAAGUUGUCUGGCCGAGCUGGUUUCACGUUUCGACCAGCCGGUGGGCGAGACAGGACGAGAGGCUGUAUCGGAUCAGUUCGGGGGAGAACGUUGCGGCUGCUGCGACGGUCGAGGCCAAGAUUGGGGUUGCUGAGAGCGACGCACCGCCCAAACUGGACCGUGGAGAGACAGAGAAGGUGGACGAGGCGGAGAAAGGGGAGACGUUUGAAAGCGAGCUCAACGAGAUGGACUGGAGCGCGGCAGCUGACGAAGUGGAUGCGUACCUCGACAGUGCUACCACCGCAAGCAAUACGUCCUCACCGUCGCCCUCAAUGCUCGCCGAUGCCGACCUGGGCGAGGUCGACGAGGCUGAUGUGUUGGAAGGGGGCACCCGCAAACGACCCCGCGAGGACGACGUACACGAAGCAGACUUCGCCGAGACCGAUGGCAAGAAACACCGAGGAGACGAGGACGAAGAGGACGACGACGACGAGGGCUUCCUAGACGAUUUGGCCGAGGAACUCGAUGGUCAGCUGGACAACGAAUAG